This is a messenger RNA of Coprinopsis cinerea okayama7#130, 1608 nucleotides long. RefSeq names its product methylenetetrahydrofolate reductase. Gene Ontology annotation, cellular component: cytosol. The transcript is spliced from 10 exons. NCBI's taxonomy places the organism in Eukaryota, Fungi, Basidiomycota, Agaricomycetes, Agaricales, Psathyrellaceae. The record is from RefSeq and is a predicted model, not a curated record. Gene Ontology annotation, biological process: tetrahydrofolate interconversion. Bases 1 to 1608 code for a protein of 535 amino acids. Gene Ontology annotation, molecular function: FAD binding; methylenetetrahydrofolate reductase [NAD(P)H] activity.
AUGGAACAAGGCCUGAUUGACGAUGUCUUGAAGGAUGUGAAGGACCGCGGUAUUGAAACCAUAUUGGCACUCCGUGGAGAUCCUCCUAGAGGCGAAGAAGAAUGGAUACCCUCUGAUCCACGAUUUACCCAUGCAAUCGACCUUGUCAAGUAUAUUCGAGGAUCCCAGGAAUACUCUUCUCAUUUCUGCAUCGGUGUUGCUGCAUACCCAGAUGGACAUACCGAAAGCACUUGCAGCGAAGACGAAGAGCUAGAGCAUUUGAAGGCAAAAGUGGAUGCGGGGGCCGAUUUCAUUGUCACGCAACUAUUCUACGAUGUCGACCGUUUCCUCCAAUGGCUAAAGAAGGUCAGAGCCAAGGGCAUCACGGUCCCAAUCAUACCCGGCAUAAUGCCUAUCCAGACAUAUGCGACAUUUGCUCGAUUGACAAAACUCUGCGGUACCAAGGUUCCAUCGACCUUGGAAGCUGAUCUUUUGCCAAUCAAAAACGAUGACCAGUUGGUGAAGGAUUACGGUGUGAAGUAUGCUGUGAAAACAAUACAUCGACUUCGAAAUGAGGGCGGGAUCCAGGGCUUCCACUUCUGCACUCUCAACCUCGAAAAGAGUGUCCAACGUGUCCUUGAAGAACUGAAGUGGAGAACGGGAGUUGUCCCAGCCGUCCAAAAUAAGCUUAUCGCAGAUUCUCCAGAUGCUCUGAGCCAGAACACCUUGGACUCCAACCUCUUGAUCACCCCGACGUCCGCUACCAAUGUGGCUACAUCCGUCCUAACCACAUCAGUUCUGGGAACUGUGUCUCGAACCUUGCCUGAAGCUGGCCGUGGUGAACUCAACGACGCAGCAACUUGGGAUGACUUCCCAAACGGCCGUUUCGGCGAUUUCAAGAGUCCCGCUUUCGGCAACCAGGAUCCUUGGGGUGGACCGGGAGGCUUGGGUAUCUCCAGAGCUGAAGCCCUCCAACAAUGGGGCUAUCCCAAGACUUUCGACGACCUCACCCGCAUCUUCCUUGCCCAUCUACACUCAGAGAUCCCAAUCACUCCGUUCUCCCCGACCGAGCUGUGUCCUGAAUCCAUAACCAUCCUUCCACACCUUGAGCGUUUGACUAAACGAGGAUGGUGGACUGUCGGGUCUCAACCCGCUGUUGACGGCAUUAGCUCCAGCGAUGAAACCUUUGGCUGGGGCCCUAGAGCUGGUUAUGUCUUCCAGAAAGGUUUUGUCGAGUUCUUCUGCGAUUUUCAUGACGUGGAAGCCAUCGAACAGCGUAUCAAACAGAGAGGUGCUGGUUGGGUGCAUUAUUUCAUGGCAAACAACAACGGAGAGUGUAGGAGCAACGUCCCAGAAGACGGACGGAACGCGGUCACAUGGGGUGUGUUCCCUGGCCAGGAGAUCCAGCAGACAACUAUCAUCGAGAAGGAAUCAUUUUUAACUUGGAAGGACGAGGCAUACGACAUUUGGAACAGCUGGGCGUCCUUGUACCAUCCAGACUCUGCAGAGAGGCAGUUGCUACAGAAGGUAGCAAACGAACGAUGGCUUGUGAGCAUUGUCCACCACGAAUACAAGAAUCCUAACGCGCUGUGGACAUUCUUGUUCGACGAUGAUUCCGGCGAUGUUUGA